Molecule: messenger RNA, 438 nt
Organism: Spirometra erinaceieuropaei
Lineage: Eukaryota; Metazoa; Platyhelminthes; Cestoda; Diphyllobothriidea; Diphyllobothriidae
Source: the annotation of a GenBank genome assembly
AUGAGUACCCAACUACGUCCGUGUUUUCAACGGGCUUUUAAAAUCAGUCAGCUUCCUUUGGCGGACUAUUUGGAUUCCCUCGCACCUCACUGCCGAGAACAACUUUCAACACGCAUCCAAAGCCCAUCUCUGCGCUCCAUUCGCUGGGUAGGUUUUACUCGUGUCUCAUUUACUUUUCCUUCUAGAGCUUUGGUCGUUCUUCUUCACCUACUGUCACAUGGAGGGCUCUAUUGAAAUUUGUUUUUUUUUCAAUUUUAGCCCCUCGAAGGCUACUUCAAGAAGCCGUUGCAUAACUGGUCGUCGUACCUAACCCUCCUUCGGCACCCUUUUGGCACCAGCAUACCCCGCCGUUCGGGAACUAAGACGGACAGACUUCUGACAGAAUGGGGCAUGCAGACUGAUUGUACUGUCUUGAGCGGCUUCUGGGUGCCCCGGUGA